This is a messenger RNA of Asterias rubens (European starfish), 1299 nucleotides long. RefSeq names its product neuromedin-U receptor 2-like. Gene Ontology annotation, cellular component: plasma membrane. The coding region runs from base 1 to 1299 and encodes 432 amino acids. The transcript has a single exon. The record is from RefSeq and is a predicted model, not a curated record. Gene Ontology annotation, molecular function: G protein-coupled receptor activity. Lineage: Eukaryota; Metazoa; Echinodermata; Asteroidea; Forcipulatida; Asteriidae. Gene Ontology annotation, biological process: G protein-coupled receptor signaling pathway.
AUGGGUUCAGAUACGAGUAAAACACACUGCUCUGUAGAAAACAGUCUCAAUCUCACCACGCAUUCCGAAGCUAGAGAUUUCAUUCUUGACCCACUGGUCAUCACCCUGACUCAGUACCUGCUACCAGUCAUCUUACUCGUUGGUCUGGUAGGCAAUGCCGCGUUCCUCUUCGUAGUUUACCGCAUCCCGAGCAUGAGGACGGUGACCAACUAUUACCUUGCUAACCUUGCCGUUGCGGACUCAGUGUUCCUAUCCAUUGUGGUUGUCACAAGGAUCUAUCAGCUGGGAGUUUACGGUGAAGUUCCCACUGCUCACCUGGGAUUGGCUGGUUGUAUUUCAAAUACUAUCUUCAACUACUCGUUCCAUUUUGCGGGGAUGAUCCUUAUAACAUUGAUGUCACUGGAGCGUUUUCUAGCCGUAUGUCAUCCUCUUCGACACCGUUUGAUCAGUGGGCGUAGACGCACUAUCAGGAUGAUUGUAGCCUGCUGGAUUCUGGCAGUAUUUCUAACAUCAUUCCAGAUUCCAACUUCCAUGAUCUUCGACCGUCUUUGCAUCCAAUGGCCUGCCUCUGAAGAGUACGCUAACCUCCCUGAUGUUAUUGGAAAAUGUUCGGCUCUAGACAAGCCAUGGGUUAUCCCUAUGUUCCACUCGGCUCAGACUCUUCCAUUCUUCGUGGCAUUCUUUGGGAGUUUUUAUUUCUACGUCUCAAUCGUCAUCAGAUUGAAUAAGAGAAACUCAUCAAGCGACCGUCAGCAGGUAAUACGUACCCGUAACCACGUGGCCUUCAUGCUGAUCGUUAAUGGGACAGUCUUCUUUUUGACACUCUCUCCUUUUGAAGUCACCUCCAUGAUACUCUUCGUCGAAGGGUUCAUGGAUGACGUCAUUCUGAUCCCUUACGAUAUCAGGGGGUUGUUAUUUGAGGUAAAUCGCAUUUUGUUGUUCAUCAAUUCUGCCAUUAAUCCCAUAGUGUACACGGUUACCAACGCUAGAUAUAGACGUGCCUUCAAGAGAGCCUUUACGCCGGCUUCAUGGAGCAACGGACGGCCGCGCCAUUCCACGAUUUUCAGUACUUUCCCGGAGUAUUGCUCUAAAUACCACAUGCAUAUGGGAGGUUUAUCGCAUGGUCCCCCAUCCCCACCACCAUCAAAGAGCCCAAUGGUUGCUAGACCCGCUACAUACUCUAACACAUGUUUCAAUGAUGACUUUUCAAUUGAUAUCUUAAACAAUGAUAUUCAAGGAACAAUGGAAACGUUACAAGAAAGUCAACUCGACAAUUCAGAGCUUCAACAAGUCAAAUAA